Molecule: messenger RNA, 5562 nt
Organism: Lytechinus variegatus (green sea urchin)
Lineage: Eukaryota; Metazoa; Echinodermata; Echinoidea; Temnopleuroida; Toxopneustidae
Product: homeodomain-interacting protein kinase 2-like
Exons: 15
Coding region: 416-4783 (1455 amino acids)
Biological process (GO): peptidyl-threonine phosphorylation; peptidyl-serine phosphorylation
Cellular component (GO): nucleus; cytoplasm
Molecular function (GO): protein tyrosine kinase activity; protein serine/threonine kinase activity; ATP binding
Source: RefSeq, a predicted model, not a curated record
AGCUGAUCGAUUCCAAAGAAGACAUGUUGAUUAGAUGGCGAAAUGCUGAGGAAAGGAACACACAGGGCCAAAACAAGACAAGAUUUUUCGGCAAAAUUGCCCUGAAAAUGCACGAAAUAAGGACUCAGCAUCUUGAAAGGACACGAAGGUAUCAGAAACAGCAAGCCAAAUUGGAUUUUUAGUGGAAGUAGUCGAAACAAGUGUGGAAAAAGUGGAAAACAAGGUAACAUUUGCUAACAACGUGCUCGAGAGAUCGUCAGGAAUUCGUCGCUGGGGAAUGCACGCAACACACGCGAGAAGUCCAUUGUUCAAGCCAUCUAUCUUUCGCGGGCUAUAGAAACGGAAUUGUAAAUGUUCGUGUGUCGUCAAACAGGGCGAUGUUUUCAAGAUUAAACUGUCGAAAAUUCACCACCAUAUGCAAGGUAUGUCAUCCCUCAACCGGAGCGCAAACUUUGGUUCACAGUCCAGCGCCUUUUGUUCCUUCAAGAAGAAUCACAUUGACCAUGUCGCUGCUGCAACGCACCAGCUGCGACAGUGCGCAUCCAACAACAAUGACGUUAUAGUAACGACCAACCCCCACACCGGGGUCUCCACAUCCACAAGCACCUUACGGACAGUCCCUUUGACAGAUUCAAAUUCACAAGACCCGGUGCUCCUGGAGUCCACCUCCAAGAGCAGCGGGUCUUCAUCAAACCGAAGAACUCAGAACGUCAUUCAGGCGUCGACGGUCAGACUGUUGGAUACGUACCAGAAAUGCGGGUUGAAACGGAAGAGCGAGGAAACUUUGGAUAACCACCGUCAGUACAGCAGCACGAGGCACGACCGACACGAGCGGCAAGAACGGACUAACCGUAACGAGUACAAAGAAGGGACGGAACGUAGCGAUAAGCAUGAGAAAGCACACACGUCAAACCAUUCAAGUAAAGCAACAACAAGCAAUGCCAACACGGCAACGAACUCAAAUAAGAAUGCGAAUUCUUCUAAGAAGAGUUCGUCGGGCGGGGAAGGCGAUUAUCAGUUGGUGCAGCACGAGGUACUGUGUUCAUUAACGAACAGUUAUGAAGUGUUGGAGUUCCUUGGGAGAGGGACGUUCGGGCAGGUGGUCAAGUGCUGGAAGCGCGGGACCAAUGAAAUCGUAGCCAUCAAGAUCCUAAAGAACCACCCCUCCUACGCGCGGCAGGGACAGAUUGAGGUCAGCAUCCUAGCGCGGCUCAGCGCCGAGAACGCCGACGACUUCAACUUGGUGCGCGCCUACGAGUACUUCCAGCAUAAAAACCACACGUGCCUCGUGUUUGAACUCCUCGAAAAGAACCUUUAUGAUUUCCUCAAGCAGAGUAAGUUCCGCCCCCUCCCCCUGAAACACAUCCGCCCCACCCUCCAACAGGUACUGGUCGCUCUUCUCAAGUUGAAGACCCUUGGUUUGAUUCAUGCGGACUUGAAACCCGAAAACAUCAUGCUGGUGGACCCCGUCCGUCAGCCGUACCGCGUGAAAGUCAUCGACUUCGGGUCGGCGAGUCACGUCUCGAAAGCAGUGUGUUCAACGUAUCUCCAAUCAAGAUAUUACAGGGCUCCGGAAAUUAUCCUAGGACUGCCAUUCUGUGAAGCCAUCGAUAUGUGGUCCCUUGGAUGUGUGGUUGCCGAGCUCUUCCUUGGUUGGCCGCUCUAUCCCGGAGCCUCGGAGUACGAUCAGAUCCGGUAUAUUUCUCAGACCCAAGGUUUGCCUGCUGAGAAUCUAUUGAGUGCUGCGACCAAGACUACAAGAUUCUUCAAGAGAGAUAUGGAAUCCAAUUUUCCUCUUUGGAGAUUAAAGAACCCUGAGGAACACGAGACAGAGACUAGCGUAAAAUCCAAAGAAGCAAGAAAGUACAUCUUCAACUGUCUGGAUGACAUCGCUGGGGUCAACCUGCCGACCGACCUGGAAGGAAGUGAAUACUUGGCUGAGAAGGCUGACAGGAGAGAGUUUGUGGAGCUUCUGAAGAAGAUGUUGACUAUAGAUCCAGACAAGCGGAUCACCCCUCUAGAGGCUCUCAACCAUCCUUUUGUUAGUCUGACUCAUCUGGCGGAGUAUGCUCAUUGUAGAAACACCAAGGCAUCCGUGCGAGCCAUGGAGGUGUGCAAGCGGGGUACCCAGCUCUUCGAGGGCAACCUUCCCAGCGUCCCGGCCAGCUUUGGCGGGGUCAUGACCCCUUCGGCCAGCGCAGGAAACCUCAACAUCGCCUUCAACAACCAGAUCAACGCAGCCAUUCAGAACCAGGCACACUCGCAGACGUUGGGUACCUCGAUCCGGUCCCAGGCGCCCGAGUUCCCAUUCCUCCAGUACCACCUCCAGUCCGGUCCCUACAUACCGUACCAACCACCGCAGAUCGCUCAGAGGGUGUCCCAGAACACCAACCAACAACAACCGGCAACCACCCAGUACCCAAGACCAGAUCCCUUUCAACAGCCCCUACAGGUCUACCCUGUCAGAGUGGACAAUCAUGUCGCAAUGGUCAGUCAAGCCCCCCAACCACAGAGUCUACAGAUUCAGCCUCAAUUAUUCACACAGAGUUCAUCAUUAAGUUCAAGGCACACGACCACGGUGGUAGCACCCAUAGGGCAGAGAGGUCAUGGUGCGAACCAUUCGAUUCAGCACGUCGCGUUACCGAUGGCUGUGGGUAGCUCAGGCACGCAGCAGGGGUGGCCACCUAGGCCGGCCGGCCAGGGACAGACCGUAUUCUUACCGAAUGGGCCAGUCCAAUCAUGGCCGCCCAACGGAGGCCAAGUAUUCCUGUCACCAUGGCAACAGGGGGCAGCAGCAGUGACACAGCAGCCAGUCAUUCCGGAGGCACAAACCUUGACUGAGACUUGGAGACGGCAGUAUGUUUCUGCAGCCCCAGUAUCGUGGCGUAGCUCAGAUGAAUCAGGUUUCAUCACAACGGAGCCCAGCCCGGCCCUAUUUCAUAUGGACGUAGGAGAAGGGACCUUCUAUGAUCAUGGCAUCGAGAGAGCUCAGUUUCCAUCAGGUCAUCACUUCCACCCGAUGAUACCGGUCACGCCCCAGCACUCUCUGCAGCACUCGCAGACGUGGGGUACCACCAACAACCUUCCCCACGCAUCGGCAGCCAACAACAGGGGCGGAUCGCAGCACAGGCUGGCUCGGAAACAAGGGGAUAAGAAAACACACACUGCAUUCAGCAGCAGUCUCUCGCCACAGAAGAGCAAGCGCAUCAAGGGGAACACGCCUCCGAUGGCGUCGGAAUCCCGGGCCCACGGCCGCCGGACCCUCAACACCACCACCACUACCGCUACGGAGCUGCGUCUUAGCCCUGCGUUGAAGCAGGAGAGGGACCAGGACACCAAGGGUGACGGGAUCUUGACCGCUGGCAGAGGAGCGAGGAUAUCGUCGUACGCCAAUAAGCGGGAGCCGAUCGUGAUUCCGGACUCGCCGAGCCCGACUCCAAGCGUCAUCACCAUCAGUAGUGACAGCGAGGACGAGGUGGUGCGACCAGCUAAGGGAUGUGAAGACAAGGGAUGUACAGCGUGCAAUGACAACAGCAUCACGCACAGUUGCUCUUUGAGUAGCUCGAACAGUAUCCUGAGUGCAAGUCCCGAAGCUGGCCACGCCCGCCACAACAUCCCUUCAUCGCCAGGCUCCUCCUAUUCAUCCUUAGGAAUGUCCCCCAUCAACAAGACUGGUGACGACGUCGUCAAGGGGAGCAGACCCAACGUGGUGAGCUGCGUGACCAUCCCCGACAGCCCCAACCCGAGCCCGGACACCAGGACAACACGGAAGGGUGGUCCUCGAGGGGACGCGGAGAAGCAGACCCUCACAAAGAGUGGAGCGGGGAAGAAAAGGUCGUUUAGUGAUGUGAAGGAUAAUACGGUGAAAGUGGUGAAUGAGGUUGCUCGGGGGAGCGGGGUACGGAGGGGCGUUGAUAGGAUCAAGGAGGAGAUUGAUGUUGAUGAUUUUGGGGAACGAUCGGUUGGGGUACAGGGUAGUGAGACGUCAAGUGCGCUGGUUGGAAAAGCCAGUGAUUUGAGACUGAAGAAAGAGCGGCCGAUGAACCAUCGGACAGACUCUGCAAUUGCCUUCAUCAAUCUUCCGUUGUUACAGACGGAGAGCGCUGGAGGCUCAAAUGUGGAGACCCCGUCGAUACCGCCACAGCCAUCGUCGACGGCUGCGAAUAACAAUAAUAACUCGAGUAGUAGCACAUUACCGUCCCUCCCUAAUAACAACAACAGCAACUUGUCAACGUCGGUACUAGCAUCGAGAGGUGAUGCCUCUAGGAAGCGUUCCAAUCGGACAGAUCAACCUCAAACCCAAAGAACAGGCAACCAGGUGACGCACUCACAACUUGGGACAGUACAAGAGAGACAGCUUCACGUCGCAGCCAGUGCUGCUCUGUCAAGAACGACUGCAGCUCACCUUGGUAGCCCGUCCCACAAGCCAAAGGCGCCUCCUCACCACCUGCAGUCAACGUCGCAGCUGGUGAGUUACUCCUACGGCAGUACGCCCAUCAGCUCACCGGGAGGAGCGUUGCCGACCUUGGCCCAGCAUCAGAUCCACUACCGCCCCGCCAACAUUCCAGGCCCUCUCCCACCGCAAGUGCUGCACUCGCCCACGGUCCCGCCCCAAGUCUACCACCCCUCGCCCAUCCCUGGCCCACCCCCGCACCAAUACCACCAUCAUCCUCCCUACAACAGGCCUCUGUACGUCCGGUCUCCGUCGGGUAACAUCUACAGUACCUACCCGUUGAGUCCGACCAGGGCGCGGCCCUACCAGUAUGUCUACCAAGGCGAUUGACUUCUGUUGGUGCAAGACAAGCUCUCCCAGCUGCAUCUCUGAGGCCCUGCCGUCUCAUCGAUUGGCUUCUUCUAGACUCAGGAUGGGUCAGGGUGGUGCCUUCAAGAGAUGAUGACUCCUCAUCUUGGGCACAGGACCACAACACUACAGAAUAACAUCAAGGGUUGAGAUCGAAGAAUUAUCAGCACUGAUAAUAAGAAUUACCAUGUGUGGGACUAAGAAAUGAAAAUUUGAUUUAUUACUAUAUGUCUCAUGAUCUUGGUAGAGUACAGAGAGUGAUUUAAUUGUUUUGUUUCACAUUCGUAGCAAACCCAAUUGCAGCUACCUGCUUCAUGUUGUUAAUGAAUUAUAUAUUAUUGCUACGCUUUAAAUUUAAUAUUUAGUUUCGGAAAUGGGCAAGCCUUUUAGGCAUACUUGUAUUUGUACGUGAGAGUAUAAAACAUAACUGGAUGUUUGAUUAAUUGAUAUCAAGGGAUACCCUUGAAUACUGCAUGGGGAUCCCCAAAUAAUAUGAUAAGGGGAAAUCCCUAUUAUAUUUGUGUAGAUUUCAGUCAGAAUUUUUUUUUUAGUAAUUAUUGUAUUCAGAAUUUCCAGUGAGCGCCGACAAUAGCGUAUUGGUCAUGGCAAAAUGAAAUUAAGUGCUUAGAUUGAAAUUCAUUAAAUCAAAUAAUUUGUCCAGAAUCACAAUUUGAUGAACAGUAAAGCUUUAUUACUGGAGCCGACCGCUAGCUACGUUGGUUGACAAUUACACGCAGUAAAGUCAUUUUAGUGUUUAGCUU